This is a messenger RNA of Syngnathoides biaculeatus (alligator pipefish), 837 nucleotides long. It is a transcript of the gene mrps12, whose product is annotated as mitochondrial ribosomal protein S12. The transcript has 3 exons. NCBI's taxonomy places the organism in Eukaryota, Metazoa, Chordata, Actinopteri, Syngnathiformes, Syngnathidae. Gene Ontology annotation, cellular component: ribosome; small ribosomal subunit. Gene Ontology annotation, biological process: translation. Bases 233 to 667 code for a protein of 144 amino acids. Gene Ontology annotation, molecular function: structural constituent of ribosome. The record is from RefSeq and is a predicted model, not a curated record.
UCCACCAUGUGUGCGCUGUUCCCUUUGCGUGAUGACCCGGAAGUAUUCACGUUGCGAGGAACGAUUUCCGGCGACUUCGUCGUUCGACUUUCCUAGUCACGUUAUGUUUAUGUCGUUUUCACCCACAUUUUUCCGAAUGGUUUGACGAUUGACUUUCGCGUCGCCGUGGCUAAUUUGGAGUGUGACCUUUUGAUCGUGGUUGCAGUUCCGUGUUGACUUCCCACCGAAAGCGAUGUCGCUGUUGCAACGUUGCACGUUGACGGCGCUCACCACCUUCUUUCAAGCAUCCCAGCGGGCCUGCUGGUGGACACGCCCCCUCCUGACCCGGCCCAUGGCCACCCUCAACCAGAUGCACCGGCUGGGCAAACCCAAGGUGGCCCCGAAGGCCUUGGGCCCCACCUUCGGGAAGCCGCAGAUGAAGGCGGUCAUCCUGAAGACCAUGAUCCGCAAGCCCAAGAAGCCCAACUCGGCCAACAGGAAGUGCGCCCGCGUGCGCCUCGCCAACGGCAAGGAGGCGGUGGUGUUCAUCCCCGGCGAGGGCCACAACCUCCAGGAGCACAACGUGGUUCUGGUGGAGGGCGGCCGCACGCAGGACCUGCCCGGCGUCAAGCUCACCGUCGUCAGGGGAAAAUACGACUGCGCGCACGUGGUCAAGAAGAAACAGUGAACGCGGAGUAACGCUCGACUCGGCGGCCAUCAAAGUCGUCGACGACUAUUUUGUUCGUCGAUUCAUCGUUUGGACACCUGCUGUCGGUGAAAUGUGUCCAAAAUCCUGCCACGGAAGCUCAAUUUGUGUUUGUCACGCGAAAUAAACACGACUGCGUUUUGAGGACUUGA